UCCAGGUCGUGUCUGUGUGACACAGGAACUUCACUCUCGCUGCCGAUUCCACGACGGCUUAUUUUUGGAGCCAGUCGGAGGAUAUUUUGAGAGUCGACUCGUGAAUCGAGGUCUCGGCGCCAUAAUGAGUUUCUUCCUUGUGCCUCGGACGCCGCAUUUCCACCGUGUCCAACCGGAUUCCUUAUAAGGAAGGUCGUGGUCGGGUCUGAUGAGUGAGGACAGUUUCCUUCACACAGGGAGGAUCCCGUCUUUUGACCCCUGACCUCUUCCUCUCUCCCUGGACACAUUUUUCCUCACAUCUGCUCUAACUCCUCCGUCUGACUUUCUUUUUUAAAAUGAUUAACUCAUCAGUUCUGCAGCUGUCGUCCAAGCCGCCAUUUUUUCUGGAGCUUUCUCUCAAGAGGAAGUUGAUUCCCGUCUUUUCCUGUUAAAGACGAUUUGUUACUCAGGAAAGUUUUUGGGUUUGAAUUUUGUCUUUUGUUUUUUUCCAUUUCACUUUUUUUUGGGGUUAAUUAUACUGUUGGAUUUAAUUCAGUCUGUUUCUCUACCUCUUUGUCUCCUCCUCCUCUUUCUGAUGCUGCUCUUUGUCGUUUUCUCUCUGGACACAAACUGAGAACACACAACCUCUGAGUUUCACUUAGUCUGUGGCUGGAGUGGACGGCACAGCUCGCUCUCAGUUGUGUAGUUGUUAUAUGUGGUCAACCUUUUUUGUGACGGACAUGGAGGGCGGUGCACAAGGAGGAGCGUCCCAGGGGAUGGCCGGCCUGAUGACCGGGCGCACCACGUUCGGGGGGAACAAGCGGCGCAGGACCACGUCAGCCGGACACAGCAUGAGCGAGGCCCAGGAGGGGAAGAUCAAGUUGGCGUUCUUCGUGGCCAUCGUGGGCGUGGUCCUCACGGUGCUCGGCGUGGGGACGGAGUUCUGGGUGGAGCUGUCGGCGCCGAAGACUUUUUACAACAAUCAGACCUGUCUCACGGCUCACUACGGCCUGUGGAAGGGCUGCACCAAGACGCUGUGGGUGGCCGACAUCGACCCGGAGAGGGAGAGCUGCGGACCGGCCGAGCUGCACGGAGAAUCCAACUGCACCUACUUCAAGUUCUUCACCACCGGAGAGAACGCCGUGAUGUUCCAGAAGACGACGCAGAAGAACCUGAACGUGGCGGCGGCCAUGUUGGUGAUGUUCAGCCUCUUCCUCAUGGUGAUGGGCGCCAUCUGCAUCGUCAUGGCUCUGAGUAAAGAAAUCCUCUUCUUCUUGAAGCCGGCGUCGAUCUGCUUCAUCCUGUCAGGCGCCCUGGUGCUCCUCUCCCUCAUGGUGUUCCACCAGUCGGUCCUCGCUCUCCUGGCCAGCGACCACACGGUUCCUCUCCACCACGAGCUCUCCUGGUCCGUGUCGUGCAUCGGCUGCGCGGGCGCCGUCCUGGUGGUGGGGGGGGCCCUCUUCCUGCUGCUGGCGCUGCCCGUCAGCCCCUGGCAGAGGUGCCUCCCUCAGAAGGACAGCAGCAGCUAGUGGCCCGGAGGUGCUGGUGCGCUUCAGGUUUCCCAAAGACGUCUCAGCAAACGGAGAUGACCUCGUCUGAAUAUGUGAAGGAGUCAUGAGUAACAUUUUUAAUAAACUUAAUUAACCUUCUGCUCGCUUUGCACAUUAAAUUAAUAUUUAAUGAAGAACAACUUGUUUUUUGUUGAUCAUCUGUAAACUCUACUGGUAAAAGUCAAACCGACAUCUUAUUGAGUGAAGCUGAUUCAGCGAGUUAGCUUCAGUGGGAUCUGAGGUCUGGGACGUGUUUGGGAAACGGUCCUGAAUUGUCUUACUUCACUGCUCGUCCUCGUCUCCCGGCUCCUCGAUACGAGCUCAGUGUCACACGUCCCCUGAAGAAGCAGCUUGAAGCAACACUGAGCAGCUUCCAGUCACUUCUCACUGAGCAACAGCAUCAAUUCUUCAUGUUUCACAGUUUCCCGCUGAAUUUUGGAGAUGAACUCUGGUUUUUAAUAACUUCAGAGUGAUUUGAACUGAUCUCAGUUCAGCUUCACUCUUCAGCUGGAGCUGGUUGUGACAGUCUGUGAUGCUCAGGGAGAGAAGGAGGAAACUCUCUCGUGUUGCUUCAAGUUCAAAUCUAUAAUCUAUCCGUAUUUCAUGCAAUCAUUAAAUAUGUAUGGAGGUGAUUUAAAUCAUCAUCUUAUGAACCUCUAUUUUCACUAAAUGGAAAAAAGUAGUAGUUUAACUUUUAUAUUUAUAUUUUUAAAUUAGAAAUUUGUUGUGUCUGCUCCACGUGUGCUUAUAACAGAUAUAUUAAUAGUAAAAAUGUAAAAAUUGAUGGCAAACAAUAAAUAUUUAUCAAAAACGACA
This is a messenger RNA of Platichthys flesus (European flounder), 2345 nucleotides long. Its product is annotated as voltage-dependent calcium channel gamma-6 subunit-like. Gene Ontology annotation, cellular component: L-type voltage-gated calcium channel complex; membrane. Bases 693 to 1508 code for a protein of 271 amino acids. The transcript is spliced from 7 exons. The record is from RefSeq and is a predicted model, not a curated record. NCBI's taxonomy places the organism in Eukaryota, Metazoa, Chordata, Actinopteri, Pleuronectiformes, Pleuronectidae. Gene Ontology annotation, biological process: regulation of calcium ion transmembrane transport via high voltage-gated calcium channel; calcium ion transmembrane transport. Gene Ontology annotation, molecular function: voltage-gated calcium channel activity; calcium channel regulator activity.